Molecule: messenger RNA, 598 nt
Organism: Candidula unifasciata
Lineage: Eukaryota; Metazoa; Mollusca; Gastropoda; Stylommatophora; Geomitridae
Source: the annotation of a GenBank genome assembly
GGUGAUCGUGACGGAAGAGGUCUGGUUUGAUUUUUUCAUUCCUGAUUACAACGGCACUGGCCAGGAUUUCAGAGAAAGAAUAACCAUAGCCUGUUUUGGGAAACUAACUCCCAUAACGUGUUUGAACUUUAUUUCUCUUGCCGUAGGUUACACAAAAGGAAAGACGUAUAUGGGCUAUAAGGGAACUACAGUUCAGAAAAUUACUCGAGACUUCAUGAUUCAGCUUGGAGAUGUGAAAACUAAGCACGCUAGUGGUAUUAUAUUUGGCACAACUUUCCAGGAUGAAAGCUUCGCACUGAGUCACAGCCGUGCAGGUUGGGUCGGCAUGGCCAACUUCGGACCAGACACAAAUGGUUCUCAGUUCUAUAUUUUACUUCGUUCUGCAAAAUGGUUGGAUGGCAAGCAUGUUAUUUUUGGGAAGGUCAUUAAGGGAAUGGAUGCACUUCAGAAACUGGCUGAGGAGGAAACAGAAGCAACACACAAACCGUUAAGAGAUAUCGUUGUGGAAAACUCUGGGAUUGUACACAUUUCAGCCCCGUAUAAACUGACAGCAGCACAGCUGGACACUGAUGGCGACAUUGACAUUGAGAGGCACUAA